Messenger RNA from Drosophila santomea, 1089 nucleotides. RefSeq lists its product as uncharacterized. The coding region runs from base 19 to 885 and encodes 288 amino acids. The transcript is spliced from 2 exons. Gene Ontology annotation, molecular function: zinc ion binding; nucleic acid binding. NCBI's taxonomy places the organism in Eukaryota, Metazoa, Arthropoda, Insecta, Diptera, Drosophilidae. The record is from RefSeq and is a predicted model, not a curated record.
AAUGAUGGCAAUGUUAACAUGUGCGCUAACAGCACCAAUGUUAAAGCUAACAGCACCAAAGUGACCAUCACUGCCGAUAACAUGAUCGGGGGAGAUACCAGUGUUGGAAAGGAGACCGCUAGCAGUGAUGAUCAACGCCAGAGUACAAAUGUAAACAAACUCUUGGAAUCGCCAGCAGCAGCGCUUGCCUUGGCAAAAGAGGUCACCAUGGAGUACGACGGCAGCGUGUGUGUGCGUAAUUGGGUCACACAGUUCCAGAACAUCGGCAAGAUCUACAAUUUGGACGACGGCUGCUUGCAUAUGCUUCUAAUUGCCAAGCUGAAAGGGAGUGCACAACGUUGGCUGCACGCAAACACCACGCGAAUUCUGGAGUCAACCGAUCAGCUGUGUAAGCAGUUAAUUGUGUCAUUUGGGGUCAAAAUGUCCAAAGGAGAAUUGAGGAGCGCAUUCCAAAAGCGCGAAUGGCGUUCAGAGGAGAAAUUUGCGGCUUAUUUCGAGGACAAGAUGAUGCUGGCCAACGAUAUCAACAUCGAUCUGGAGGAACUCCUGGAAAACAUUAUCGAAGGAAUUCCGGCACCAGCGCUACGCAAUCAGGCCCGCAUACAGUGCUUUUCCGAACCGAUGCAGGUUUUGAGAGCCUUCUCGGAAGUACGUCUGCCAAAGCACAAGCCGGAUAAUAGUUCGCCAAAACGCUUCUAUGAAGGAGGCCCAGCUAAGAAGGAUCUGCGUUGCGCCAACUGCAACUCAAAAGGACACUUCGCCAAGGAGUGCCUGAAGCCGAAGAGAGAGCCCGGAUCCUGCUACGCUUGUGGAGCGUUCGGACACUUCGUCGGACAAUGCCCGGAGCGCAAGAGCGCCAAUAUCAACAAUUAUAAUGCCUCAUAGACACCGGGAGCCCAAUAUCAUUUGCAAAACUAAGCAGUAUAUCCAGUGAAGUCAAUUUAGAGUCUGCUGCUGAAAACUAUUUCGGGCUAAAUAAAAGCCAACUAAUAAUACUCGGAAAAACCUUAUGUUACAUUACAAAAGAAAGAAUAAAAUGUUAUUUUGAUUUAUACGUAGUUCCAGACGGGUCUAUGAGUCAUAAUGUAA